AUGUUCUGUUCUAAAACAGUCUUUCGUUGCUUCAAAACUCUCGAGCGAUUAGGAGAUCGAGUAACAGGUGCUGCUGGUCCUUUUUUUGUUGGACUUGCUGUUAUCUUGAUAUCAGCUGGUACAAUAUGCUUUUUUGAUGUUGUCAUGCCUUCGCUGGCUUACCCAUGGCUCGGCGGACCCAUCUGCCUCCUGAUUGCUUUCAACUUGCUUGUGCAUUAUUACCUCGUGGUGACAACAAACCCGGGAUUCGUGGAAGAUUUACCGCGAGUAGCUGGAAAAGGAUUUCUGUGGGCAACACCAAGAAAUAUGUCGAAGGAAAGGCCCUUGACGGAAGGCGUACGAUGGUCGACGGAACUCAAUGUUACAAAAGCCGAGUUGACCAAAUGUAGAAAGUGUGGACAGCAAAAACCAGAGAGGUCCCAUCAUUGUCGGAUAUGCAAUCGUUGCGUCCUGAAGUACGAUCAUCAUUGUCCAGUGCGGAUUAACCAAUGCGUCGGUCUCUACAAUGAGCGGCAUUUCGUUCUCUUCAUGGCAUACCUCUGUAUCUCCACCUUUUGUUUCUGUGUACUGGGAUACCCACAGUUUUUUGAUGCAUUAGGACUAACGUUCAAGGUCAACCCUUGGCCACAUCAUGUACCAGUUCUGAUGUACAUCAUCGAAUUCAUUUUAUCCGGCGUACUAUGUUUCGCAGUUGGGAUCAUGCUCAUGUUCCACCUAUGGACAAUAGGCCAUGGCGAGACGUCAGUGGAGUCACAGGACAACGAAUUUUAUAGCCGAAUGGCGAAAAACAGAGGCGAGGCCUUCGUAAAUUCCUAUGAUCUUGGGUAUGUAAUAUCAAGAAACCUUCAGCUCUUUUUCAAUCUCGGACGAGGCGGAUACCCCUUCUACACUUUAGUCUUUCCUUUCCGUAUUCUGCCAUAUACAGAUGGGCGUUCAUGGGCUCGCCGCGAGGGACUAUCGCGCCAUCGUGGAAUUCGGAUGGGAGAAGAACUCACGGACGAGGAAGAUCUCUAA
Molecule: messenger RNA, 1014 nt
Organism: Lentinula edodes (shiitake mushroom)
Lineage: Eukaryota; Fungi; Basidiomycota; Agaricomycetes; Agaricales; Omphalotaceae
Product: DHHC palmitoyltransferase-domain-containing protein
Exons: 9
Coding region: 1-1014 (337 amino acids)
Molecular function (GO): palmitoyltransferase activity
Source: RefSeq, a predicted model, not a curated record